AUGGCCGAGAGCAAACCUGUUGGAACUCCAACUGAAAAUAACCAUCCUGAUGAUAAAUCCAGUGAUCCACUAGAUAAGUCUAUUCCAUAUCGAUCAGCUGUUGGAUCAUUGAUGUAUCUGGCAUGUGCAACCAGACCGGAUAUUGCAUAUGCAGUGUCAAAAGCUGCCAGAUCGAUGUCAGAACCAACAUACGCUAAUUGGACAUCUGUGAAGAGGAUAUUCAGAUAUCUUCGAGGAACCUCAGAUCAAGGUUUACUCUACACCUCCUCUGAAGAUGAUGUAUGUGCCUAUUCAGAUGCUGACCUGGCAGGCGACAUUGAAACCCGAAGGUCAACGAGUGGCUUCGUAUCCUUGAUUGGUGGUACUGCUGUCUCUUGGACUUCUCAACUCCAGAAAUCUGUGGCGCUGUCAACUACAGAAGCCGAGUUCGUCGCAUCUAGUGAAGGAGCUAAGGAAUUAAUUUGGCUCAAAAGGCUGCUGAGUGAAAUUGGUGCUUAA
Molecule: messenger RNA, 498 nt
Organism: Harmonia axyridis
Lineage: Eukaryota; Metazoa; Arthropoda; Insecta; Coleoptera; Coccinellidae
Product: secreted RxLR effector protein 161-like
Exons: 1
Coding region: 1-498 (165 amino acids)
Source: RefSeq, a predicted model, not a curated record